Rhodofomes roseus is the source of this 1523-nucleotide messenger RNA. RefSeq lists its product as uncharacterized. The coding region runs from base 370 to 1464 and encodes 364 amino acids. Lineage: Eukaryota; Fungi; Basidiomycota; Agaricomycetes; Polyporales; Fomitopsidaceae. The transcript has 7 exons. The record is from RefSeq and is a predicted model, not a curated record.
AGUCCAUUUACCAGGAUCUUUUAUUCAUGAAACCCCGAUAAAUGGACGGUGGGUGGGACAGUUCUGCGCAUUUGUUCGAAAGGUUUGUACUAACUCAAGCCCUUCCGGUCUACUGACUUCAUCAGCAUGUACUCUGAAAGUGCGUGGCUACUUGCGACGACAGAGUCGACACCGAUUGACCCGUGGGCGCGCUGUCUGAGCCUGUGAGGCUGGCAAUAGGCUGUCCGGGCGCGACCACGUGACCGCGGCGGCGCACCCUCCUGGAUAUCCUACUUAAACUCUCCCUGUUUGUAGGGCACUCCCCCAUCACUGGCGCGGCCUCGGUAUCCGCACCAUAACCUCUGUCUGGGACUACACGAUAUUGCCAAGAUGCACAGCCUACCACUCACCCUCGCCAUCGUCUACCUCGCCUCACAUUGUGUCAGAGCCGGCACCGUGUCGAAAGGAGGGGAUUGCUCCGUCGCUAGCCAACGACUCAAUCUGGGAACGUACCAGUUCUACUCAGAGUGUGACAUUAUCACCUUCUGCAACGCGACGGCGAGCAAGUGUGAGCUGAAGGGUUGCAGAAAGGACCAGUUCCCCUUCGGAUACGCCGACAACGCUGACUUCCCCCCAUUGUGUCCGUCGGGCAUGUUCUGUCCGGACGAAGAAGAUCAAUGCUUGGAAGUGCUGCCAGUGAGCAGCCCGUGUCAAUUCAAUCGCGACGAUCAGUGUCAGCCCCCUCCUAAUCAUGCACAACUCAAGGACGUUCAAGGGUUUGGCCGGAAUUCGAACGGUGCAGUAUGCCUCCAUAACAUCUGCAUGUGGGCAAAUGCAACAACUGGCGAGGCUUGCACUGUGGAGAAUACCGUCUUUGCCGUGUUCGGUAGCGACGGCCAUGAAUAUGCUGAUGUUGUUUCUCGGGAUAACUGUCAGAUCAACUCAUACUGUGACUCCAGCACCCUCUUGUGCGUAAAGACGAAGGAGUAUGGUGCAUCAUGCACGGGUAACAAAGAAUGCGCAUCUUUCAAUUGUCUGUCCGCAGGUGCAUGUGGCUCGAGCACUGACACGCCCGCGCAUGUCUCCAAGUGGGUGUACGGUGUUGUAGCAGCUUGCGCCCUUGGAGGUGUUGUCGGGACGUUAUCGCUCUUGCUGACGUUGCACAAGAAAGAACGCGAAGAGGCGCGGAAGCAACGAAUGCAAUACUGGGAAGAACAGAAUGCGCUGCGAUCAAGUUUCCUGAGCAUGCAAGAAGCGGCACACACGUCGCUCCAUUCGUUCGACGGGAAUACGAGGAGACUGCAGAAUGGCUCAUCUAAGAGGCACUCAUACUACGAUGACCUGCAAACACCGCCGAUGCAGGGUCCCAGCAAGUCACUGAGCGGGCUGCGUUACACCGUCGUUAGCGAUGAUGGAUACGAUAGCCAGCUCCAGACACCAUAUGCCUCAGGGCAAGCAUCGCCGUCCUGUUCUGCGCCUCGGUGAACGAGGCUCCCGGACUUCCGGCGACCACUCGUUGCGUAUUUACGAACGGUUGAACAUAU